CCAAGCAAUAGUACGCAACUCAGGAGGAGCCAAAGGAUAUUUAUUUUAUCGCAUGCUCCAGUACUUUACAAUUUGUUUGCGCAGAGGAGCUCGUCUGUAAUAUAUCUUCUCUCUAAUUUAUUCUAGUUUCUAAUGUUAUUUUUCGUCUGAUUUUGGGAAACGUGGAUUUUUAAGUCACUGGAUAUCCGCCACUGUCUGCUAUUAAUAGCGGACCAAGAAACAACACACAAUGGCUUAUCUGAUAUUAACCUGUUUUUUGGCUCUAGUAUCAACACAACUGGUUGAAUCGUCCGGGGUGUUUGAACUGAAAGUGCACUCAUUUAGCAGCAAUCACAAUGUUUGCAGAAGGUCCAGAGACUGUCAGAUCUUUUUCCGAGUGUGUCUCAAGCACUCGCAGGAUGUCAUUUCGCCCGAGCCACCUUGCACCUACGGGACCGGUCUGACAGAAAUCUUCCGCGCUGAUCAGAGCGCCAUCGCCAGUAGCGCGCCCAUCAAGGUUCCCUUUCACUUCAAGUGGCCGGGUACUUUCUCGCUAAUCAUCGAAGCCUGGAACGCCGACUCAACUGAACAGUCUACAGAUAACCACAACAAUCUGAUUAGUCGCAUAGCUACCCGUAGGAGACUAGCCGUUGGCGAAGACUGGUCCCAGGACGUCAAUUUCGCAGAUCAAAGCAAACUGCAUUAUUCGUAUCACGUUGUGUGUGACGAGCAUUACUACGGCGACAGCUGUUCCAACUACUGCCGGCCUCGUAACGACACCUUCGGACACUAUACCUGUGACGGCGCUGGAAACAGAGUCUGUCUCACUGGCUGGGAAGGACAGUACUGUUCUGAACCCAUCUGCUCGUCUGGCUGUAGCGACAAGCACGGUUACUGCGAGUCCCCAGGCGAGUGCAAGUGCCGCCUCGGGUGGGAAGGCCCGCUGUGCGACGAGUGUAUGCGUUACCCCGGCUGCCUGCAUGGCACUUGCGGGCAGCCAUGGCAGUGCAACUGCAAGGAAGGCUGGGGCGGACUGUUCUGCAACCAGGACCUGAACUACUGCACCAACCACAAGCCAUGCAGGAACGGCGCAACCUGCACCAACACCGGCCAGGGAAGCUACACCUGCGCCUGCCGCCCCGGAUUCAGCGGCAGCAACUGCGAAAUCGAGACCAACGAGUGCGACAGCAACCCAUGCAAGAACGGCGGAAGUUGUAAUGAUAUGGAAAACGAUUACUCCUGUACCUGCCCCCAAGGCUUCUACGGAAAGAACUGCGAAAUUAGCGCCAUGACCUGCGCUGAUGGGCCCUGCUUCAACGGCGGAACCUGCGUGGAGAAAAUAAGCGGAGGCUACUCCUGUCGCUGCCCCCAUGGCUACAUGGGCUCCAACUGUGAGAAGAAACUGGACCGCUGCAGCAACAACCCCUGCUCAAACGGUGGUCAGUGCCUGGACCUUGGGCACAGCGUGUUGUGUCGCUGCCGCCCUGGCUUCACCGGGCAUCGUUGCGAGAUAAACAUCGACGACUGCGCCAGCAACCCCUGCCGCAACGCCGGCACCUGUGUGGACGGUGCCAACGACUACACCUGCACCUGCACCCUGGGCUACACCGGCAAGGACUGCGCGGUGCGCUCGGACGCCUGCAGCCUCUACCCCUGCCAGAACGGAGGCACCUGCUUCACGCACUUCUCCGGGCCCGUCUGCCAGUGCCCCGCUGGCUUCAUGGGCACGCGCUGCGAGUUCAGCCUCCAGGCCACCGAGACCAAGGGCUUCCCUGUGGCGCUGGCCGUCUCCUUCGCCCUGGGCCUCAUCACGCUGACCCUGGUGGUGUGCGCCGCCGUUUACAUCCUGCGGCAGAUGCGGCGGGGACGCAAGGGCCUGGCGGCCUCCGUGCGCAACGAUCUGGACACCGUCAACAACCGGGCCUCGCCCUUCCCCCGGGAGAAGGAGGCCUUCCUCAUCCCUGGAGGACCCUACAAAGUCUCCAACAAGGACGCCGAGCUCAGUGCCUCCGAGGUGGCCAGCAAGAACUCCGGCUACAGGCCCAAGCCCAAAGACUACAACCUGUCCGAGGAGGAGAGGAAGUCCAAGACAAAGAUGGAGCAGAGAAAAUCUGAAACCAGCAUCUUGGUUCCCUCACUAAGCUUCCCAAAAGAAGGCCUGUACCACCCAGUCUACAUUAUCCCUGAGCAGAUGGACCAAUGCGUUUUCGCUACUGAGGUUUAACGACAGUAUUCCAUAACCUGGAGCACCUCACCCAGAGGGGACCCUGUCUGGACAUGUUUACAUUUUUAUUUUAAGACAUUUGAAAGAAAUGAAGAGAGUAUAUAUUAUAUCUAUAUAUAUCUAUAUUAUUUAUUAUUUAUUAAUGCUGCUCAUUUUAAAAGAAAGAAACAAAAAAUGACUACUUCUGGGAGGAGCCUCUUUUUCCAGAGGGACAAAUGGAUGAUUGUGGGAAGUCUGAAGACAAAGUUAUAGGAAGCAGGAAGACUGACCGGAAUUAUUUGCACUACAGUUUUUUUUUUUAACUGUCACAAUUAUUAUAUAUUUUCCAGUAUGUUUAUAAUACAUGAAAUAGUGAAGAAGAGAAGACAACAUUCCACGCAGAAUGCAUAGAACCAAGGAUUUUUUUGAAGCGCAAUGCAUCAGGAUUUUUUCUCCUUUCCAAAUUUCAUGCAACUUUCAAGAGCAGUACUACAAUGGUGCCUUUCUCUGGGGACCUUAUAUUUCAGCUCAAACCUGCCUUCCCAUUGUAAAGUCUUACAGUUCUGUGAUGAAGGAACUAUUCCUCUGGAGUACAGAAUGAAUCUCGCCAUAGGCGUGGUCAGAGACACCUCUUCCUCUUGGGGACAUCUUUGGGAUCCUAAGAUGUCGAUAUCUCAGUUUGUAAAAUUUAGACCGUAGAAAUAUUUUUUUCCCCCAUCCAUAGUAAUGGAUUAGAAUGUUAUCAGUGAUGAUAAUUGUUUAGAAAAUGCUGACUCAGCAAUUGGGUUUCAUUAUAAGAUCCAAUGACUGUUUCCAGUUGGGCAUAUUUCUCCAGUGGAUAUUAGCAAGGUGCUGUAAUUAAGCUAAUGAAAGCAUUCCAAGGAAGCCCAAUGGGUUACAAUUAAUAAGUGCCUUUUCAAGAUAUAGAAAUAAUAUAUGGAAAAAUGGUACUUAUCCAAACACUGAACAUUGUAAUACCAGCCUUUGUAUACAUUUAUACCUGUCUGAAAUGUUUGCAUGUAUUUGAACAUCUCUUUGGGAGUAUAUUUUUCUAUAAACACAACACAAACUAGUCAGAAUAGUAUUGAUCAUCCUUGUACAAAUGUGUGUACUUUUGGGUGUGAUCCAUUUGUAAAAAACAUUUGUUUAAUUUACUGGUGAGCUAUUUACACCACUCAACAUACGAUGAAAGUUCCAUGCUUCAGUUUCAUCCUGUUUACUUUUAUUUCCUUCUUCUUUGACCUCCAGUCCCUUAUAUAUAUUUUUUGCAAAAUGAAGGAUUUUCAUUUUGUUCUUUAUUUUUUUAAACCAAAUAUUUUAUCAUCAUUCUGUUUUAUUUUAUAUUAUUAUAUUAUUUGUAACUAUUAUUUUAUUAAUUUAACAAUGCAAUGUGUACAAAUGCCUCAAGAUAUCCUUUCUAUAUAAUUUAAGUUUUGUAAAUAUUGUGUAUUUAUAAAGAGAAUUGUAUAUAUGUCUAUGUUACAUGUCUAUAAUUGUCACAAAGUCAAAAAUAUAUAUUUUUCUUAAAUAAACUGAAAAAUACUCA
Molecule: messenger RNA, 3728 nt
Organism: Conger conger (European conger)
Lineage: Eukaryota; Metazoa; Chordata; Actinopteri; Anguilliformes; Congridae
Gene: dlc
Product: deltaC
Exons: 9
Coding region: 230-2203 (657 amino acids)
Biological process (GO): multicellular organism development; Notch signaling pathway; cell communication
Cellular component (GO): membrane
Molecular function (GO): calcium ion binding
Source: RefSeq, a predicted model, not a curated record